UUGAGGCGGGGCGUACUUUCUCAAUCUGUCUCCGACUCCACCAUGUUGCUUCCGGUUUCCGCCGAGGCGAGGUUGGUCACCGUUUGUUUGGCCCUACGUUGUAGUAGGUAAAAGCCACAGAGAGGCUGACAUUUGGCAUCAAGCUGUGAUUGCACAGUCCUCUCAUGUCUCAAAGAGUUAGGACAAUGGACACAUCUGAGGGGUUGGUGACAUUUGAGGAUGUCUCUGUGGACUUCACCUGGGAUGAGUGGCAGGACCUGGAUGAUACUCAGAGGAAGCUCUACAGGGAUGUGAUGCUGGAGACCUACAGCAGCCUGCUGUCCUUGAACCAGUGUGAUCCCAAACCUGAGUUGAUUCUGAAGUUGGAGCAAGAAGCUGGGCCAUGGAAGGAAGAAGAUAUCCUCCCAGAUAUGCAGCAUGUGAAUGACCCAAAUGAGAUCAGCCAGGACAAUCGACAGAUACAUGGAUGCAAUCUGGUAAUUGCCAAGAGCAGCACAGCAGCUGAGGAGAGGGCUAAAGCAGGAAAAACAUUUACUAGCUCAAACUGUGUUUUAAGGCUGGCUAUAGAGAGUGGCCUGUCUUCUCGAAUGAGACCUGGGGCACUUAAUAUGUGGGAUAAUGCACUCCUCCCUGGUGACCACAGGGAGAUGCAGGCUGUAGAGAAACUUGAUCUUCCUAAUGUAACCAGGAUGUCCCCCAGAUUUCCUGAGCCUUGUAGUCUAUAUCACAGUACUAAAUGUGAAGAAAAGCAUUUUCAGUGUCAUGGGCACGGUGAAGCUUUCCACCCAAAGACAGUGUGGUUACAGAACACAUUUCUUAUCAGAGAUCCCUCCAGUAAGUUGAGGAACUACAGAAAAGGAAUAGAAAAGUUAGCUCUUCCUGCCCAAGGGGGAACCCAGCAAACUUACGAAUGUAAAGUAUGUGGAAAAUUGUUCUAUAAAAAUUGUCAUCUCACACAGCACUUAAAAACACACAAAGAAAAGAAAUACUAUAAAGGUAAUGAUUGUGAGCCAAUAUUCAAUAUACAAUCAAACCUCCCUAAACAUCAGUAUUUGAAUGUGGGGGGAGAGCCUUAUACAUGUAAUGAAGAUGAGAAAUACACUUGUCAGAGAUCAGAAAAAAGUGUUCAGCCAAGAAUCGGGGGGGAUGGAAGGAAUGUGUAUGGGAAAGCUGUUUGCUCAAAAUUAAAUCACAGUGUUCAACAGAGUCCUCACAAGAAUGAGAAAUCCUAUGAAUAUAGUAUAUCUGGAAAAACAAUUAGUAAGUCAGACCUCCGACUUGAGACGCUGCACAGAUAUGAGAAAGCAUAUGAAUGUAAAACAUGUGGGAAAACCUUUAACCAUACACAUUUCUACUCACAUUCAAGAGCUCACACAGCUGAGAAACCCUCUGAGUGUAAAGACUGUCAGCAGUCGAAACUCAUUGUGAAUCAGCAAACUCACACCCAGGAGAAACGCUAUGUGUGUAACGUGUGUGGAAAAGCCUUUUACAAAAGAGCCCACUUACAUGCACAUCAGAGAACUCACACAGGUGAGAAGCCGUAUGACUGUAAGGAAUGUGGGAAAACCUUUAGGCUGAAGUCAUUUCUUGUUGUACAUCAGAGAAUUCACACAGGUGAAAAGCCCUUUGAAUGUAACACAUGUGGGAAAAGUUUUAAGCAGAGGACAAGUCUGUAUACGCACAUAAGAAUUCACACAGGUGAGAAACCUUAUGAAUGUAAAGAAUGUAGGAAGUCUUUUAUUCUCAAGUCAUAUCUCACUGUACAUCAGAGAACACAUUCAGGUGAGAAACCCUAUGAGUGUGAUAUAUGUGGAAAAGCCUUUAAGCAGAAUUCUCACCUUCAUGCACAUAAGAGAACUCACACAAGUGAGAAACCCUAUGAGUGUAUUGUGUGUGGCAAAAGUUAUAAGCAGAGUCCCAGCCUCUACACACAUAAGAAAAUUCAUACAAGUGAGAAGCCCUAUGAAUGUAGACAAUGCAGGAAAUCAUUUAGUUUGAAGUUCCAUCUCACCAGACAUCAGAGGACUCACUCAGGUGAGAAACACUAUCAGUGAGAAGUGUGUGGAUGAGCCUUUCGGCAGAGCUCACACCUGUGUACACCAGCACUCACCCAGGUGAGAAAUUCUAUGAAUGGGAAGAUUGGAGAACAACUGGCUGCCACUAGUCAUCUGCCCAUAUUUAUUAGGAGCUUUAGUGGUGAGAAACUCCAUCAAUGUUAUGCAUGUGAAAAGAUCUGCCAGAUGUCACACAUCAGAGAAUUCAUGCAGAUGACAUAUUUUUAUAAUUAAAAACUAAUAUCUAGCCAAAGAUACAUCAGAAAACUCACAAACGUGAGAAAUCUUAAGAGCAUAUAAGUGUACAAAAAUAUCUCAACCAUAAGAUAACAACUCACUGCUUAUUAAAACACAUACAAAUGGGUGAAAUGUUGAAAAACCUUUCUCUAGAUAUCAUAUCUCAGCAGUCAUUAGGUAAUAUACACCCUAUAAGGAAACCCUAUGAAUGUAGAAAAUCCUUCAACCAUAGGUCACUGUUUACUGCAUACCAAAGAAGACACAUGGGGACAUCUCCAUGAAUGUUGAUUAUGUGCAGAAAACACUUACUCAAGACAAACCACCGUGUCCACCUGAAAACUCAAAACUGAGAAACCCUAUGACUAUAAAUACUGUAGGAAAUAUUUCAACCAUAAGCCAUCUGCUGCUGUACAUGCAAGAAGUCACAUGGGUGAGUAACCCUAAACACAUAGGUGAGUAUAAUGUAAGCAGAGAACCCUUUAGGAGAUGCCAAGUCUCUUUGCAUUAAAGAACUUGCAGUUCUGAGGAACCCCAAGAGUGGUCUACAGGGAAAUGCCUUUUUCAAUAGGCAGACCUCUCUAAAUAGCAGUGACUCUGAUUGGAAGCACAUGAGUCAUGUAUGUGGGAAACCCUUCUAUUGGCUGUCAGACCUUCACUCAUACAGAAGUAAUCACUGUAUGUAUCUGUAAGAGUCACAUAAGUCAGACCUCAGGAAAUACUUGAAUCAGCACCGAGGGGGACACUUUAAAGUAGGUAAUAACAUGGGCAAUGUUUAAGAAGUCACUCGACAGGAAUUCAUCCCACAAAGUCCUUAGUUCCAGGUAGCAGACUACCAUGUAUGUGCUUCCCAAGAUUUAUUUCCUUUGCUGCACUCGUCAGCCCGUGUCUUGUAGUCCAUUUCUGUUUGUGGGACCUCAUGCUAAGCUCUUUAGUGGGAUGUAAAUGCUUGUGUUCUACUUUUCCAUCCCACUGUCCCCCAAAGUCUUACAACAAACUCCACCUGGGUGCCCAUCCAUAGGUGUUUGGGAGCCAUGUAUAGAAAGGCACUGUGGCUUAGGAAUAUGUUUUUCCCCAGAGAGCUGUGAGUCUCCUGCAUGUUUCUACCAUCUCUCUAGUGUAUGGAAGGGAGAUCUGCACAAUCUGUAGUAGUGGAGACCCACGGCCAUUAGUUCACUCUAAGAGGUAGGGGAGACAAAUAGAUUGUCAUUUUAAAGAACUAUCAGGGGAGAGCACCUUGUUGCCACUCCUCAUUCUCAUGCUGCUUGUGAGGAAGAAGAAAUUCUGAUAAAAUUCCCAUAAAUACUGGGUGUGUUUCUGGUAGGGGUCUCCCAUUAAACAGACCAUUGAAUGCACAUAUAUGUGUGAAACCUUUCAACAAAAUUCCCUGUCAGGUUUCAAAGAUCCUUGACCAAGGAAAAUUAUCACUAUGGAAUUUGUACAUUAAUUUUUCUUGGAGAGAACUGUUAAACCUCAUAUCCCAGUUGUUUUUCAAAAUCUGCAUGCCAGGAGAUUCAUGAAUAUUUGUAAUGAUGCCUAUCAGUGGGCAUCACUUUCUGUCUGGGGACAUUUGUGAUGUUAAAAAGAGUUUGGGAGAGGCCAGUGGCACAGGGAUAUAGCUGGAUAGCUUACAGAAUAUUGGAUAGUAUACUCAUGUAUGUAUGGUUCAUGGAUACAAGUAUGUCAUAUCAAUCAUGUUCCAUGAGACUAAGCAGAAGGGACUCUCCAUGACUUUGUGUAAUGUGUUACAGUGUACAUUGAUUAAUGUAAUAACAUGCUGCAAUGUGCAUUGAUAUUUCUUGCAUUCGAUGCCAUUCUAGCGUCUUCAUAUCUUCCUAGGCUCAGACAUUGUAUUAUAUACUUUCUUAGUCUAGUGACAUCUAAAUGUACAUAACAGUUGUUACUGACUCAAGUAAAUAAAGGUAUUCUUUUCCUAA
Molecule: messenger RNA, 4225 nt
Organism: Phodopus roborovskii (desert hamster)
Lineage: Eukaryota; Metazoa; Chordata; Mammalia; Rodentia; Cricetidae
Product: zinc finger protein ZFP2-like
Exons: 5
Coding region: 165-2054 (629 amino acids)
Biological process (GO): regulation of transcription by RNA polymerase II
Molecular function (GO): RNA polymerase II cis-regulatory region sequence-specific DNA binding; DNA-binding transcription factor activity
Source: RefSeq, a predicted model, not a curated record